AUUUUGGCUCCGGCGGUUCCCUGUUCUGGUCAGUGUCAAUGUCAAAGUCAGGAAAGUAAGGAAAGUUAGUGAAGUUCGCGUGUUUCGUCCCGCUUCGCCUAAGAGUAUUGCUCCGAACAGUCAAGAUUUCCUUCUGAAUGUGUGAAGCAUCAAGUACAGUGGUGUAUUGAGAACGUUGAGCUAUUUAAGCGAAGUGUCGUCUUUGGUCGUCUUGUAAUACUUUUUUUUUUCAACAUCACGUGCCUUCGUCGUUGCGGUCUUCUGUCGACCACAAGUAGCACAUUGGUGAAAGGCGACCACUAGACUGACCUCCGGGGGCUCACGUUGACUAACGUGAAACCUGACGCGAUUCAACGGAAAGACUGUUAAAAAGCGGACAUGGAAGGUACUUCAGCAGCUAGUAUGGAUCCUCGCUGUCCCCCACAAAACCCUGUCGCUUCUAAUUCCAGCACGGGUCAAAGUACAUUUGUACCCGUAACUUCACCUUCAUCGCAAUCACGAGGCAAGAGGCAACAAAGAGGCGAGAUGACACCGUCUUCAUCGCAACAAAGCUUACGCAGUUUCAUCACUACCACUAGCACACCUACCCCAGCAAACCUCUCCCCAGGGUCCUCGCACCACGGUCCCGGGUUUAGGAGUUUUAUCGAACUGGCGAUAAAUGGAGACGACGCCGGCCUGCUCGAACUGCUCAGCAGCGGGGAGGAUGCAGUUCUAAGCAGAGAACAGCUGGUGGAACGGGGCGUGUCGGCCUUGCACGUGGCAGCUUCCCGAGGCCACAUUAAAGCUGUGAUAGUCCUCGUCGGAGUCAUACACGUCGACGCCACUGACGACCAAUUGCGAACUCCUCUCCACCUCGCGGCCCUGAACGGUCACCGGCUAGUUGCCGUUCGCCUUGUAGACUUCGGAGCAAAGAUCAACGCCAAAGACGCUGCCGGGUUUACACCCAUGGCACUUGCGGCGAGAAACGAACACACGCUUUUGGUGUAUACUCUUUUGAGAAAGAAAGCAAAAAUUGAUGAGAAAGCGAUGGUAAUGGCCGCAAACAACUGUAGUUGGGAUUUAAUUGGCACCUUUCUACUCAGAACAAGAGGAUUAGAAGACACGUGCGAUAAGCGUGGUGACCCACUUAUUGUGAUAGCUGCAAGAAAUCGUCGUUGGGAUACUGUUAAAUUACUCCUGAAAAAGGGAGCAUCCCCGACCAAAUGCAGCAACCGCAUUGAACCGCAGGAAGAAACCGCAUUGAUGUAUGCAACGAAGUACCGUGCAGGAGAAAUAGUGGAUCUCCUAAUGAGAAAAGAAACGAAAUACAACACUGAACAGCUGCAAUAUGCUUUUGGAAAGAAUUGCGGAGGAAGAAUCCUGAAGGGAGAAGAUCCCUUGUUUGGACCCAGCGAGGUGACACCCACUAGAGCAAUGGGUGUAAUUGAUCCGUGUACGCAGGCAGCUUCUCAAACUGAAAAUGGUUCUAUUGCUGCUGAACAUGCUGCUACAACAAGUGCAGCAGUUGCUUAUUCUAGCCUUGUGAAAGAUACUUGUACUUCUGGACAGGUGCAAGAAGCCAUUCUGCGAGAUGAAUCUGCGCCUUCAGUGUGUGAUCCUCUUCCAGAGAUGGCUUCUGAAGCAUGCAUAUUAGACGAGUUUGACCAGUGGCGUUAAAUUAAUGUUCACUUUGAGGGGUCAGAACUCAGAGAUAAUUUUAAAGAAUUUUUGUUAUGUGCAGUGAAUGACUUGCUUCAUUGUGCACAAAGUUUCUGAACAUAUCUCUCUUAUGCUGACAGUUUGUAAUGUUACGAACGAGAGUUUUAAAAUCAGUGUGUAUUCUGUCAUUGGAUACAGAUCCAUUAUAUAAACUGUAUUUCCCACAUCUGAUUUGUAAAGUUCUAAUUAAAUAAAAUUUAAAGAUAAAAUUAAUUCUGUAA
Gryllus bimaculatus (two-spotted cricket) is the source of this 1919-nucleotide messenger RNA. NCBI's taxonomy places the organism in Eukaryota, Metazoa, Arthropoda, Insecta, Orthoptera, Gryllidae. The record is from the annotation of a GenBank genome assembly.